This is a messenger RNA of Exaiptasia diaphana, 919 nucleotides long. RefSeq names its product 15-hydroxyprostaglandin dehydrogenase [NAD(+)]. Gene Ontology annotation, molecular function: oxidoreductase activity, acting on the CH-OH group of donors, NAD or NADP as acceptor. Lineage: Eukaryota; Metazoa; Cnidaria; Anthozoa; Actiniaria; Aiptasiidae. Gene Ontology annotation, cellular component: cytoplasm. The coding region runs from base 82 to 822 and encodes 246 amino acids. The transcript is spliced from 7 exons. The record is from RefSeq and is a predicted model, not a curated record.
GUUUUAGUUUAUCACAGCUCGCCACCACUCAGCAGAGUUCAGAAAAUAUUUUAAACGCAGUCGUUGUUUAUCAGGUUUAUCAUGCAGAUUAAGGGUGCUGUAGCACUAGUAACAGGGGCAGCAAAAGGUAUUGGUUAUGCCUUUAGUGAAGCGCUUCUUGAACAUGGCGCUGCAUCGGUAAGGAUGCUUGAUAUAAGCAAGCAAGAAGGACAAAAAGCCCAGCAACAGUUGGAGUCAAAAUACGGUUCAGGGCGGGCACAGUUUGAUGAGUGUGACGUCACCAGCAAAGACGACCUUACACGGUGUGUGAAAUCAGUUAUCACGGAUCACGGCAAACUGGAUAUCCUGUGCAAUAACGCUGGGAUAGUUGAUGAAAAGAACUGGGAAAGAACGAUUGCGAUCAAUUUGAAUGCUGUUAUUCAAGGAACUUUCCUGGGUAUGGAGGUCAUGAACUCCGGUGUUAUCGUUAACACUGGUUCUAUGGGAGGCUUGGCUCCAAUGAGCCUCACACCGACCUACUGCGCCUCGAAACAUGGUGUUGUUGGUUUUACUAGGAGUAUUGCACCUGUUGCCAUGAAAACAAAGUCUAUUAGAGUAAACGCCAUUUGUCCAGCUUUUGUUGAAACGCCUUUGCUUGAGAAACAGAAAGUCGAUUUUCCCAUGGCAGCUGGUCUUGUCAAUCAUCUUGGAACAGUAACGUCUGAUUUCGUCGCCAAAGGAUUGAUUGAUAUCAUUACAGAUGACAAAAGAAUUGGCGAUAUAAUGUCAAUMACUGCUCCUGACAAGAUGACCUACCAUCAAUCUGCAAUAUCUGGCUUUUAAUGUCUUCAUUUCAGAAUAAAUGCAGUUAUGACGUGUUAACUUCAUCUUAUUAUUACAUUCGGCGGUUUAUGCAUAAUAAAAGUACUGUUUAAAGGUC